AUGGAACUCUAUUUUUAUUUUGUGUCCAACAUUAAUUCUACUUUUAUUAGCAUUUCAGACACUCAAAAACUUGUAAUUCCUAAUAGUGGUCAACAAGUGCAUGUGUCAGUUAACCUAUCAAAAGCCAAUGCGGUUGUAGGUUCUCAAGGCAUUCUUCAAUCUGUUUUCAACUUGUCUACUGGUAAUGGUGCUUGGUACCAAUGUGCCGAUAUUAAAGUAACUGGUGAUACUCAACCAAGUGCUAAUGAUGCUCGAUCAAGUGCUAAUGUCAUUAUUGCUCUGCCAAAUGUCAGUGGAUUUGCUCUCUUAGUCUGGCUCCUAUUUCCUCUCCAAAGAGGUGAAGUACAGAAUUAUACUGCACCUUGUGGCAGUUUUAAUGAGGUCAAUACAUCUCAUAUUACUAAAUUUCCUGUAAAUGAUUAUGCUAUCAAUAAAUUUGGUCAUGAUACAAAUGGCACUCUGGCUUAUUAUUUCACUCCUGAUCUGGACUCCGAGUUUAUUCUCAUGUCAGAAACAAAGCAUUACUUCAUCCCUCAUGAAAGUGAAAAUGUAACUACACAAGUUAACCUAACCAAAGCCGAUGCAGAUAUUGGUUCUCAAGAUGUUCUUCAAGCAGUUUAUAUUGCUGGCAAUGACACUUUUCCUUCUAACACCACUAUGUAUCAGUGUGCUGAUAUUGAAGUAGCUGAUGAAAUAUCUAUUUAG
Molecule: messenger RNA, 705 nt
Organism: Cetraspora pellucida
Lineage: Eukaryota; Fungi; Glomeromycota; Glomeromycetes; Diversisporales; Gigasporaceae
Source: the annotation of a GenBank genome assembly